UCUAUGAAAGCUGAGCACGGCUCAGAGUGUGCAGUGGUUACCAGAUACAAAUGGUAGAGCAGGGAUGUUGUUGAAGUACCUGCUGCUGUGAGCACCUCCCGUUCCUUGGGAGCAGGGGGCCAGGACAGCGGUUCGAUUAGAACAGAAGGGAAGGGUUUGGAGCGAUGAAGGAAACGUUGUGGUCGCACAGAGAGAUUUUGGUGGGCAGCAGCGGCGUUUUCCGCAGCCCUCGCCCGGCUUCGCCCUUACAAGAAGCUCUGUGGAGUUUCCUGAUGAUUUAAAGGAACCGGGCGAGCAGCGAAAGUGAAAAUCGCUCGAUCCCAGCGCCGGUGCCGUGCGAGCCCUGGCUGUCACUGCACGGAGCUCGCACCGCUUCGGGGGCCGAUGGCGGAGCGCGGCGGGCCGGGCCGGCGGGAGAGUCAUGAAGAAGAUGACAGGAAGGUAAGGAGGAGAGAAAAAAACCGAGUGGCUGCACAGAGGAGCCGGAAGAAGCAAACUCAGAAAGCAGAUAAACUUCAUGAGGAAUAUGAGUCUCUUGAGCAAGAAAAUACCUCUCUGAAAAGAGAAAUCGGCAAGCUAACAGAUGAAAUGAAACACUUGAGUGAAGUGUUGAAGGACCAUGAGAAGAUCUGUCCACUAUUGCACUGCACCAUGAACUUUGUGACCAUACCAAGGCCCGAUGCACUCACCAGCUGCCUGCCGAGAUGAAAGCCUUUAAAUGGGAUGUGUGAAAGUGCCACUAAUGGGAGAUUUGAAGAACUGCCUACUUAUGGCACAGGUCUUCCAUCGAAGGGGCUGGGGGCUGGGCUCUACCAAACAUCUCUUUUCCAUGUUGAAAUGUUAUAGCCUUCUGAAUCUCAGGAAAACACCAGUGUGGAUAAAAGACAAUUUGAACUGUGACGUCUUAUUUGGUAGGAUCUUUGAGCCAUGGUUUUGCAUCCAGACGUGUCAGAGUGGUAAAGUCCACCAUUGCACAGUGGAAUGGAGACAGGGAAAAGUGCUCCCCCUGGGCUGGCAUGCCUUUCUCCCACAUGUUCACUGCCAGUAACCCUUUAUCACUUGUCACCCAUGUGUAUCAUGUUCUGGCUGCUGUUUUUUCUUUCCUCUGAACGGUUUUGGUUAAUAAAAGCGAUGUCCUAUCUUU
Molecule: messenger RNA, 1144 nt
Organism: Pezoporus occidentalis (night parrot)
Lineage: Eukaryota; Metazoa; Chordata; Aves; Psittaciformes; Psittacidae
Gene: BATF3
Product: basic leucine zipper ATF-like transcription factor 3
Exons: 3
Coding region: 385-708 (107 amino acids)
Biological process (GO): regulation of transcription by RNA polymerase II
Cellular component (GO): nucleus
Molecular function (GO): RNA polymerase II cis-regulatory region sequence-specific DNA binding; DNA-binding transcription factor activity, RNA polymerase II-specific
Source: RefSeq, a predicted model, not a curated record